Molecule: messenger RNA, 2072 nt
Organism: Oryza sativa Japonica Group (Japanese rice)
Lineage: Eukaryota; Viridiplantae; Streptophyta; Magnoliopsida; Poales; Poaceae
Product: dicarboxylate transporter 2.1, chloroplastic
Biological process (GO): transmembrane transport
Cellular component (GO): membrane
Molecular function (GO): transmembrane transporter activity
Source: RefSeq, a predicted model, not a curated record
ACGCAGCAACCACCACUCCCCCCCCCACCCCAUUCCGCGGCUCCUCCCCCCUCGCCGCCGGUCGCCGCGCCGCCGGCGAUGGAGCGCCUCCGCGUCGCCAUCUCCCACCACCGGGCGGCGCUUCCACUUCCGACCCACCACAACCACUUCCGCCGCCGCCAUCUCCAGCUACAGCCCUUCCCCAGCUCCCUCUCCCUCUCGCUCCCCAUCUCGCCCCAGCUCUCGCCCGCCCCUCCUCGCCGCCACCUCCUCCCCCCGCUCCUCGCCUCCGCGUCCGCCGCCCAGGCCGCGGGCCCUGCCCCCGCGCGGGCGGCGGGCGGCGGCGGCGGCGGCGCGAAGCCGGUUCCCCUACUCGUCUCCCUCGCCGUCGGCCUCGCCGUCCGCUUCCUCGCGCCGCGGCCGGCCGAGGUGACCCCGCAGGCGUGGCAGCUCCUCUCCAUCUUCCUGACCACCAUCGCCGGGCUCGUCCUCGGCCCGCUCCCCGUCGGCGCCUGGGCAUUCCUCGGGCUCACUGCCACCGUCGCCACGCGGACGCUCCCGUUCACCGCGGCGUUCGGGGCGUUCACCAACGAGGUCAUCUGGCUCAUCGUCAUAUCCUUCUUCUUCGCCCGGGGGUUCGUGAAGACCGGACUCGGCGAUCGUGUGGCCACCUAUUUCGUCAAGUGGUUGGGGCGCAGCACGCUGGGCUUGUCGUACGGGCUCGCCAUCAGCGAGGCAUGCAUCGCGCCGGCGAUGCCCAGCACCACGGCGAGGGCCGGUGGGGUGUUCCUUCCAAUAGUCAAGUCGCUAUCUCUUUCGGCUGGCAGCAAGCCGAACGACCCAUCGGCGAGGAAGCUGGGCUCCUACCUUGUGCAGUCUCAGUUACAGGCAUCUGGUAACUCAAGUGCUCUCUUCCUGACUGCUGCAGCACAAAAUCUCUUGUGUCUGAAGUUAGCUGAGGAGAUUGGUGUUAAGAUUGCAAACCCAUGGAUAUCUUGGUUUAAGGUUGCUAGUUUGCCUGCCAUCAUUUCUCUCUUAGCGACACCUUAUUUGUUAUACAAAAUAUUCCCACCUGAAAUAAAGGACACUCCUGAGGCCCCUGCAAUAGCUGCACAAAAACUGAAGAACAUGGGACCAGUAACAAGAAAUGAAUGGAUCAUGGUUGCUACAAUGAUUCUUGCUGUUUCACUGUGGAUUUUUGGGGAUACUAUCGGUGUGUCAAGUGUUGUUGCUGCGAUGAUUGGUCUUUCAAUUCUUCUUCUGCUUGGGGUUCUGAACUGGGAAGAUUGCCUGAAUGAAAAAUCUGCAUGGGACACAUUAGCUUGGUUUGCUAUUCUAGUUGGAAUGGCAGGGCAGCUCACGAACCUUGGAAUUGUAUCAUGGAUGUCAAAUUGUGUUGCAAAAGUUCUCCAGUCUUUCUCAUUGAGUUGGCCUGCAGCAUUUGGUGUUCUUCAGGCCUCCUAUUUCUUUAUUCACUAUCUCUUUGCAAGCCAAACAGCACAUGUUGGAGCUUUGUAUUCAGCAUUUCUUGCGAUGCAUUUAGCAGCUGGCGUUCCAGCUAUACUGUCGGCACUUGCUUUGACAUACAAUUCAAAUCUCUUUGGUGCACUGACACAUUAUAGUAGUGGGCAGUCUGCAGUAUACUAUGGAGCGGGGUAUGUUGAUCUUCCUGAUGUAUUCAAACUGGGUUUUACAACAGCAGCAAUCAAUGCUGUGAUAUGGGGAGUCGUCGGUACAUUUUGGUGGAAGUUUUUAGGGCUUUAUUGAGUCAUUGCAAGUGUUAAGUUGACCAAAAGUGUUCCUUACUACACCUGUAAUUCAUGGCUCCCUUUCUGGAGUGGUAGUCAUUUUUUCUUCAGAGGAGUUUGAUGAGUGCAUAAUAAUGGAACGAUGUUCCUCAUUAGAAGUCUUGAACAUGAUACACUUGUACAACCCAGAAGGGUUCUCAUAGGCGUUUUGUACAACUCCCAUGCAUUUCUCAUGAACGAAAUUAACUGCAGGAAUGAGUCUUGAUUCCUUGAGCAUAUUGUUCAUGUACUCUCGGAACUGUAUGGAUUGCUUUUGCUAUAUGCCGUGAUUGUUAAUUUAUUAUA